This is a messenger RNA of Botrytis fragariae, 1026 nucleotides long. Its product is annotated as putative heterokaryon incompatibility protein. The record is from RefSeq and is a predicted model, not a curated record. Bases 1 to 1026 code for a protein of 341 amino acids. The transcript has 2 exons. Lineage: Eukaryota; Fungi; Ascomycota; Leotiomycetes; Helotiales; Sclerotiniaceae.
AUGGUGUUAUCUUCCAAUCGGAAAAUUCUUGUAGACCAUCAUGAUGUAACGAAUAUUCUCGAUCUUGUUUCCAUCGUUCACAACUUUCUCCAGAUUGACAAUCGUAUUCCUGCCCAGUACCUUAUUGAACCGGACGUCCUAUCGCGUAUCCGUCAGCUAAGCUUGGCCAUGCAGACAUACCGGACUGCUUUGAAGUCAAUAUGUGUCAUUCCUGGCACCAAUCGUGAGUUCAAAUUCGCAGGGCAGAAUGGACUCAAUUUAGGAGAGCUUCUAGCUAGGUUUCGAGGGAAAAAGUCCACGUUGCCAAUGGAUCAGGUGUAUUGUGUUUUGGGAAUGACAAUAGACUCCAGCAUUAUGUAUAAAGUUCCUUUUUGGACAUCUUGGAGUAGGAAACGACCAACACAACGGCUUCCACGAUUUGAUCACAGGCAGUCGUUGAGGAACCUGUGUACCGACACUGCGCGGUACAUCCUAAAAGAAGAUGGAGAUUUAGGGGCUCUGAGAAUGAAUAAUGCGCAUGCGUAUUCUACAAAAGACACAGAUUGGCCGUCUUGGGUUCCGGAUUUUUCAUCCCCGUUGCCGGGACCAGGUGAGCCAAAAAGUAUGCAAUGGAAUUUAGAGUCUUCAACAUUUCCUCAAAAUAUGAAUAAACUCUUAAUUGAUAAAGGUAGUAGAUUGGUGGUGCAUGGACAUGUUCUUGGUGAGAUUGAAGGGCUGGUUGGAAUAACACAAAAAAAUGGAGAGUAUUCCGAUAAGACGUGUGACAGACAGAGUGAGUUGAAGAAGGAAAAUUUGUGGUUGAGCCAAUAUAGGGAUGGGUUUGGGUUUUUACCGUUGGCGGUUUCGAGAGAUAGUGAGGGACGCCACGACCACGACCACGAUCCCGACCACAAACAUAACCGCACACCUUUCACGGUGCCAUAUCCACCAGUAUCGAGAGUCAUAAUGAGACUUCAAACAGCAUCGGUGAUGCCGAAUUCAGGCAAACAUGCAUUGUUGGUAAAAGCGCCUGAUCGCAUGUGUUGA